Messenger RNA from Pelodiscus sinensis (Chinese soft-shelled turtle), 3911 nucleotides. RefSeq names its product BSD domain containing 1 (gene BSDC1). Lineage: Eukaryota; Metazoa; Chordata; Testudines; Trionychidae. Gene Ontology annotation, cellular component: cytoplasm. The record is from RefSeq and is a predicted model, not a curated record.
UGAGGGCAGGAGGGAAUCUGUGUGUGCAAAGGAAAGAGUUGUGCGGUGUGACAGCAGCCAUGGGAGAGCUAAAGAGCACGUCUAGCUCUGGGGAGUGUUUCUGAGGGUUGGGAAAGGAGAGGCUUUGAAACGUGGCCUGGUUAAAAUCCGAUAGUUUAAAGCGGGGGUGGGGAACCUUUUUUUGGGUCAGGGACCAUUGAGCCACGGAAAAAUCAAUUGCGGGGGCUGCACAACAUUGAGAAGCAAAGAAAGCACAAAACAAACGAACUCUCACUGAAGUGGCUCCUAACAGAAAAGGGGAAAGAGACUCCACAUUCCCCUCACACCAGAGCCUAGGAAGAUGGAGGCUGGUGGAGAAGCUGGUUGCAGCAAAGCUACCAGACCGUCAAAGAGAAGUCCACGGAAGCACUGGAAUUCAUGAAGCGGGACUUGACCGAGUUUUCCCAGGUGGUGCAGCAUGACACAGCAUGCACUAUUGCAGCCACGGCCAGCGUGGUCAAGGAGAAACUGGUUAAGACAGAAGGCUCCUCAGGCACAACUGAGAAGAUGAAGAAAGGGCUUGCGGACUUCCUGGGUGUUAUCUCGGACACGUUCGCGCCCUCGCCAGAUAUGACCAUCGACUGUGAUGUCAUAACGCUGAUGGCAACGCCCUCUGGUACCACAGAACCGUACGACAGCACCAAGGCUCGUCUCUACACCCUGCAGUCGGACCCAGCAACCUACUGCAACGAACCGGAUGGCCCUGCUGUGCUCUUUGAAACCUGGCUCUCCCAGUUUAACCUAGAGGAGAAGAAGGGAGAGAUCUCGGAGCUGUUAGUCACCAGCCCCUCCAUCCGGGCUCUCUACACCAAGAUGGUCCCAGUGGCUGUGUCCCAUUCAGAAUUCUGGCAGCGAUACUUCUAUAAAGUCCAUCACCUGGAGCAGGAGGAGGUUCGGCGGGAAGCCCUGAAGCAGAGGGCAGACCAGAGCGUGCAUCGGGAGGAGCCAGGCUGGGAAGAGGAAGAGGAUGAAUUGUUGGCGAUGUCGCCCCUGCCUGGCGUGAAUCUGAAAUCUCCAGAAGAGGGAAAUCUAACGUCAUCUGUCCCUGCAUCAGCAGCUGCUCCCCUGACGCCGGAGGGAGCUCCCAUCCCCAGCCUAAAGGAGCCAGCAGAGGAAAGCUGGUCUGGUCGAGCAGCAGAUCCAGCCCAGGUGACCCCGUCUGAGAGCAGCGAGAGUGUCUCCCUUGUGACUCAGGUUGCGAACCCUGCCUCUGUGCCUGAUGCACAGUUACAGACUGGAGCACAGCUGUCUGGGGCCGGGGACCUCUCCCAGAGGUUACAGGAAGCUACUUCUGAAGAGCCAGGCUCCCAGCCAAAGCCAGCAGCACGUGCACAUCCUCCGACAGCCGCUCAGCCGGUGGUGUCUUCAGAGCAAGUGGGCUCUGCGGGGCUCAAGGAGCAGGCGGAGAGCAAGCCCAGGGGCCAGAUAGAGACACUGAAAGAGGAUGGGCUGGCAGAUUUACGAGUCUUUGAGCUGAACUCAGACAGUGGAAAAUCCACUCCCUCCAACAAUGGGAAGAAAGGCUCCAGCACGGAUAUCAGUGAGGACUGGGAGAAAGACUUUGAUUUGGAUAUGACAGAGGAAGAAGUGCAGCUGGCGCUCUCAAAUGUGGAAGUGUCCGGAGAGCUCGAAGACGAAGAGUGGGAGGACUGGGAAUAAGGCGAUUGCUUCCUCUGUGUGUCACAGGCUCCUUCCCACCAUCCAAUGUGAAUUAAAUCACAGAUCGACUAUUCCUUUCAUGUGUAACUGUGCUGGGGUUUGCGAUUCCAGGCUGGGGAGUUCCAUCCUGCUAAAUCCUAGGGCUAGCUCAAACUCAUGAUGCUGGAAGAGGUGAUAACAGGUGUUACACUCAUAUGCACAGGGGUGCUGGGGAGGGGGGGGUGCAUCUUCUCAGUAGGUCCAACAAGGUCAAAAUUGACUGCCCAGAUACAGGCUUAGGGUGGGAGGCAGGUCAGGCGGGGCCCUGGGCUCGAGCCAGGCAUUAGAACAUCUGGCAGGAUUAGAACAUCUGGCAGGAUUAGCCUGCAUCGGCAGGGUACCCGUCUGCUGUCUGCUUGUGUGUGACUAGAGCCUACAACGCAGCAGGUUAGAUACAGUACGAAUUGUGCCUGUUCACGCAUUACUCCAGACUAGCUCUGAGCCCCCUGCCCCCAAACUGGGACUGACCAGAGGCUGGAGAAGCCGCCUUGGCAGCCUCUUCGUAUUGCUACACUUACCACUGUAAGGAACGGAGGCGGGUUGGGGGCUUCGAUCUAGAGUCGGGCUUCCCUAAAGGGAACUAACGUCGUCUCCUCAACUCUUCUUGAGCCGUAGCCUGGCCUGUGGUCUUAGAAGCUGCUACAGAAAUCUCGGCACUUCCUUCUGCUUUCUUGGGAUGCAGCUUUUCAGUGGCACUUCACCCUCCCCCGCUCUCUCUGCUGGGCGAUGAGCAUGCUGGUCGUCCUUAAUUCCUCAGGCAACGUCCUGAUUCUCGUAGUGUUCCCCUGAAUAGGGUUUUCUGGGCAGGCAGGGGACCUGGGUCGUUCCUGGGGCAGAGCUGCCCCUGUCUGUGUGUACCAGCCACCCAGCGUGGUCACUUAAAAGACCCAGGAUAGGUACAGUGGUCACCAAAACAUCAGCCUUUGCCAGCAGCACGUACUACUCUUUGCUGUUCUAUGGGAAGCAGAAGCAUCAUACACAACAGAUUGUACCUGAUGGCAAGGGCCGGCCACAGGAGCCGUUGACUUGGCUGUUUGAAUUCUCCUCCUUAAAUCCCCCCACCCUUCCCUUUCCCCUCCUUGGCAGGACCUGCCUGUCCCCUGUGCAUUUCGAACAUUGCUAGAGCCUCUCUGCUCCUGUUCAGCUAAGUCCUCCACGAGGCUCUGACUCCUUCCUCCCACCCCUGUUGACUUGGGUAGACCCUCCUUUCAGUCUGUCAUCUCUGUCUGGGGGUUUCCCUUCUUUCUCUACCCUUCUGAUCUGUCCCAAAAUGCUGCUCCCCAGUGGAUGUCACCAGUACAGUUAUCCUAAAGGGACAGUGUCUACCCCACCGUCUCUGGCCUUCAAAGUAUUGGUUUUAGCCAUGGUUUCUUUAGGCCAUUCUGCUUCUUAAGGGCCGGUUCACUGGGGCUGCGGGUUUCCCUCUGUUUUUAGACAGCACUAGCUUCCUGGGGAUUAUGGAGUGUCGAUUUUCCCAUGGGGAGAUUCUCCAGUGGCGGCCGCAGCUCCUGUAGGUGCAUUGAAGAGGGCUGUGUCACCCAGCUCCCUGUCUGAGAGCCUCUGUAUGCCACACAGCCCACUGGGCCUGGGGACCAGCCUACAGCAUGGCCCCAGCGUGGCAUUGUAGAAUGAAUCCAAAAGGUCUCUGACCUGUGCUGCUGCCAACUGUUCUCCUCAGCUAUGGUGCAUCUCAGGGAUGCAGGUAAAAUGCAGCUGCAUCCCCUCUAUGCUGAGGUGUAGCCAAGUCUGGAGACAAUCCUGUAGUAAUAGUUCCUCCAAUGUGUUUGGACUCUUGUGCGGCUGGGUCUUCUGCCGGGAGAUUGGUGUCUGUCUGGAAGUAUCGGAGACCCAUGUUGUUUGCGCAUGCCCUGUGGGGACCCUCUUGUGUAUAUACCGCCUCAUUUAAAGGUAUGGUUCCCUGCUGCUCAAGUCCCAAGGUUGGAGCUGGGAGAAAGCGUGGCGCUUGCCUUUCUCUUUGUAACUCUUUCAUUAGUUAAUUAACCUCUUGGUUAUUUGUGCAAUAUUCUCUAUUUUAAAUUAUACGGCAUCUCCUGGGAGCAUUUUAUAGCUGGGGCAAAAGAGAGAUUCUAACAGCUGUUAGUUUUGUAAUGACAACUUUCUCCUGAAUCUUUUACAGACUUGCAGUUAACAGAAAUUAAAGGAAUUCUACAGAA